UUUCCACAAUUGCCAUGCAAAAUUACUCAAUCAGCUAGGCGCGCUACAGUUAUUUACACAUUGAGCAGCGCCGCAAAAAACACGAUCCGCACCAGCGAUCAAUCGAUCUGGUUUGUUUUGCCAACCAGUUCAUCGACUUUCAACGAAAGCGCAAACACACGACAAACCUAACGCUGCUAGUUGAUGUUGGCGGCAGAUCAUUUGUCACAGCCGGAUUUUCCUGGGCCCUUCGCUCCAUCGCACUGCUCCAGCGCAAUCGAUGGCAAUUGUCGUGGCGAAUAUCGUAUCUGCACGCUCCACCGGCGUACAGAGAACGUGUUAAUAAACGAGUUCUCAAUGCGCACGAUGAAAUCUACCAUCGGCAAUCGAUUGAAUAAUUAUUAAUGAACUCUUCCGCCGUCUUCUUCGUCGUUUCAGCUUCACAGAUUAGUCUCUCUAAGAAGUGAAUAAAUACUCUAAACUCUGAAAAACUGCGGACGUUAGACUCAUUUCUGGUUGCUGCGGCGGUUAUCUUAAUCUGUGCCAACCGGGCUGAAAAUGUUUGCACCAUUCAUUCAUUGCACCUCAUCUACCUAUUGCUUCCCUAUUAGAUGCUUCGUCAUAGCUCCAAAGGAUGAUGUAUGAAUGUGAAGCAGGCGAAAUAAAAUAGUUAAGCGGCAAUGACUCCAGACCGUCUCGAUCGUCGGCACAGUUAUGAAGACGAAAGCCGGAAAGCGACCAUUGAGGAUAGCAGGACUGUCUGCGGAACAGCCCCGGCGCAUAAUCAGCUGAUUUGCUUUCGGUCGAAUGUGGCUCAACCUGGAAACCCCGUGAAACACUCAUUCACGUGCUAUUGCAACGGGCGACAGUGCGAUCUGAAGUUUGUGAUAACAGUUGCAUCGCUCGGGAAAUUAUGCAACAGGUUUUCCCCCGGCCUGGAACUCUCCCGCCCGGCAACCAUUGCAAUGCUGGAUCAGUCAGACCAGACAAUAUUAAUGGGGCAACUUUUGUCCACCGCACCGAGUGGAACAAGUGUAUUUAAAACCGAGCAUUUAUUGAUAUAAUCGAAUUUAAGAGCUCGUUCGAACCUUGCGAAUCGAAAAGCAAUUCAAAAACCAAAGGUAGGUAAUUGUCGCACUGGCCUUCUUGCUUCGACGAGUAACCCGGGGCGUUCGGCAACAGCAGCUACCAGAGCUCAAUAGACCCUUCCCGUUGAGCAUGAGCAUCAAUUUUAUAUCUUUUUUUAAAAAACAAGAUACGAUUACGGGGAAAAAAAUCAAUUUGUUACGAAGUUUAGAAAAGUGAGGGUGUAGAAUCACACCUCUAAAAUAUAUUGCAUUUUUGUAGUUUCCUGUUGAGCAUAAAAUUUUUAUUUGAACUAAGACACGCAAAAUUAAAUAAUUUUCUAAAUAAAUGUCAUUAAAUUUACAACGAUUUAC
Messenger RNA from Armigeres subalbatus, 1418 nucleotides. RefSeq lists its product as uncharacterized. The record is from RefSeq and is a predicted model, not a curated record. NCBI's taxonomy places the organism in Eukaryota, Metazoa, Arthropoda, Insecta, Diptera, Culicidae. Bases 660 to 1043 code for a protein of 127 amino acids. The transcript is spliced from 2 exons.